Messenger RNA from Manihot esculenta (cassava), 2349 nucleotides. Its product is annotated as F-box/kelch-repeat protein At5g42360. The transcript is spliced from 2 exons. Gene Ontology annotation, cellular component: SCF ubiquitin ligase complex. NCBI's taxonomy places the organism in Eukaryota, Viridiplantae, Streptophyta, Magnoliopsida, Malpighiales, Euphorbiaceae. Gene Ontology annotation, molecular function: protein binding. The coding region runs from base 353 to 2113 and encodes 586 amino acids. The record is from RefSeq and is a predicted model, not a curated record.
AAAAGAGAAAGAGAGAAUGACAAAUGGGAAAGAAAAAGAGCUGAUGGGUCGCUUUUUUAUAUCAGUGGUGUGUCGCUUUAAAGCCUUUUUACUAAUCCCACAUUCACCAACUUGCUCCUUAAACACAAUCUGAACUCUCUCUUCUUCUCUGAAUCAAAUCGCGGAUUGGGAAUAUUUUUUUUCACUUUUAAUUACUUCAGGAUUUGGAUUUAGUUUCGCAUUUUGGAUUCUGUGGAUUUCUCCUACCUAAUUUGGUCGAAUAAGGAGAACUUGGGAAAUGAUGAUUACCGCUUGGAACGAUGACUAAUACUGCUUGCGAGAUGGUUAGGGGCUCUAACCUGUUGGUUGGAAGAUGUCAAUGAAUGGAAUGUUUUCUGAGGGACUAACCGGAGAGGCAUCUCUCAAUCGGGAUUUUGAAGCUUUGAGUGUGUCACAGAGGCUUGUUAGAAGUGUUAGUCAGAAGUUGAGGAAGAAAAAUAAUAGAUGUGAAGGAGAGGAAGAGGAUAACGUGAGGGGGGUUUCUGUAAAAUGUCUAACCUUAUAUGGAAGGGGUGACGGUUGUAAAGUGGGUGCUGACACAGGUGAGGAAUAUGGGGAUCCAAGUAGUAGGAGAAGGUUAUCAAGUGCCAGUGAAGAAGGAAAGGGCUACAAACCAAUAUGUGGUACUGACGAUACUGGAGUUGAUUGCUUCUCAUAUGGGGUUAGGGAAAGGUUUUGGAGGAAAAAUAACAAAAAAGAUUUAGAACUUGAAGAUUCAAUACAAAACAGCAGGUUGCACAUCUUUCUUCCAGAUGACGUGUUGGAAAUGUGUUUAGUGAGACUACCAUUGACCAGUCUUAUGAAUGCACGCCUUGUAUGCAAGAAGUGGAGAUACUUGACCACCUCUCCUCGUUUUUUGAAGAUGAGACGAGAUGGUUUGUAUCAGAGUCCAUGGCUGUUUCUGUUUGGGGCUGUUAAAGAUGGCUAUUGUUCUGGGGAGAUACAUGCAUUGGAUGUAUCACAGGACCAAUGGCAUAGGAUUGAUUCUGAUAUUCUAAAAGGAAGGUUUAUGUUCUCUGUUGCUAGCAUCCAGGAUGAUAUUUAUAUUGUUGGAGGUUGUUCUAGCUUGACACACUUUGGGAGAGUGGAUAGGAGCUCGUUCAAAACUCACAAAGGGGUCCUGGUGUUUAGCCCUUUAACAAAAUCUUGGCACAAAGUUGCUUCCAUGAGGUAUGCAAGAUCAAUGCCUAUUUUGGGAAUUUCUGAGGUUAGCUCUGAUUUUUCAGUUGUUCAUGGUCAUCAGCAUCGGCAAGAAAGGCGCUUUCCCAGGUCUCGAAUGGGUGGGGUAUCAGAUGUUUAUGAGGAUCCUCAUCGUCUUUCACUAAGACGUCAGUACAGAAAUGCUUUUGAUGAAAGCGAUGCAUCAUUGUUUUGCGGCAGAAAGUCGCACAAGUUCAUCGGGCAAAAAAAUGAUCAGCAAAAUUCCAAGGGUUGUAAAAGGUUUGUAUUGGUUGCUGUAGGAGGUCUUGGAUCUUGGGAUGAGCCUCUGGAUUCUGGAGAAAUUUAUGAUCCCAUAUCAAAUAAGUGGACAGAAAUCCAGAAGUUGCCAAUAGAUUUCGGGGUGGUCUGUUCUGGGGUUAUAUGUAAUGGGAUCUUUUAUGUUUAUUCAGAGACAGACAAGCUCAUGGGAUAUGACAUAGAAAGGGGAUUCUGGAUAGGAAUCCAAACCUUCCCAUUCCCUCCCCGUGUUCAUGAGUAUUACCCCAAACUUGUAUCUUGUAACGGUCGAUUAUUCAUGCUUUCAGUUUCUUGGUGUGAAGGAGAUGGCCAAAUAGGCCAGAGAAACAAGGCUGUUAGGAAAUUAUGGGAGCUAGAUCUUAUGUACCUUACGUGGACUGAAGUGUCAGUACAUCCUGAUGCCCCAAUGGACUGGAAUGCUGCAUUUGUUGCAGACAAAAACCUUAUAUUUGGGGUGGAAAUGUUCAAAAUCUUUGGUCAAGUGUUGGAUUUCCUGACUGUAUGUGACGUUUCAGACACAGAGACUAACUGGAGUCAUAUUUCAAGGAAUCACAUGACACAUGAAUUGGAUGCUUCUUCAUGUAUUACUAAAUCUCUAGCUGUGCUACAUCUGUGAAGUUCUUGGUGAAUAUUCUGAUUUGUGCAGAAAAUUUUAGAAAUUUUAUUUAUCACAUGAGGAGAUUUUGAGCAUAGAUUGUCAGUCUGAAUUUCAUUCUUUGGACAUAAUGAGUUUGCAUCUGGCAGUUUGUUCUGUCUAUUUUAUUCAGUGCUGUUCAUAAAUUUAUCCUGUAUUCCUAAUCUUACUUUCUUUCUUAUGUUGCAUUAAUAAUGAAUUCAUAUGUUUUUCAUCCA